AUCGCCAGCUGACAACUGCUGUUGAAGUGCAUCUCACGUACGGAGAACUGUUUUCAGAGAAGUACGGAUUAUCCUGUUUUAUCGACAAACAGGAGGUGUGCUUUUCUUUUAUCAAAUAAGGUGAUCUAGGAUGUCGGCGAAAGAUAGGCUCCCGAACGACAUGACUGGUGGGACAAAUUGUUGAAUUGGACGUUGAACCCCCCCCACCAGUCUUUCCCGGUGGUUGCCAUGGAGCAACCCCAAGGGAACGCAAAUAACCUCCAGCCUCAAGACCUCUCCUUGACCUGCAGCCUUCCCUCUGUGAUCGAUCUCACCAGGAGAAGUGAGGAAUGUCACCCGAAAGCCAGCUCCAUGGAUCCCUUACGGGUGGUCAAGUCCUCCUCCUGGUACACAAACUCCGGCAGCAACAAAGGUCUACCCUUCCCCGAGCCUUCGUCCGAUCAAAGGCUUCAUUCUGGAGACCAGAUCCAACCCGACAACGCCUUUUCCAACACUACGGUCACCCUGUCUUAUGUGAGCAGGUCUCACGUCUUCUCCACGCACGAGUCCCAGCACUCACCCCUGUGUGGCGUACCGUCUAUCAGCAAAUUCUCUCUCUGCCCCACCUCAUGUAAACUGGAAGAGGAGUCUGAGGAGAUGGUGGAACUCAACCAGGAAGUGAGCCAGCACUACCUGCACCAGCAGGCAGACAAGCCCCUAGACCUAGCCUCCCAGUCCCAACCGACACGCCACGCCGUGUCCCCAACUCGGGCGGCGAGCGGGAACGUGGCGGGGGUGUGUCGAACACAGCUGCCUCGCGAGCUCAACGGAGGACACGCCGCCACGAACGGGUCCGUCGACGGACACGGGCGCCGGAGCACGCCUCCGGAGCGCCGUCCGUCUCAGGACGCGGCCCCCGGCGACGGAGGGCUGAGGAACGGCCGACGCAGCCGGUCCGACUCUGGCGUCCGCGCCGGGUCCUUACCGGAGCGCCACGCGUCCGACACCGAGGACGGGAGACGGGAGGGGAAGGACUCGGAGGUGCUGCUCCUCAUCUCCAGGACGGAGAACCCAGCGCUUCUUCCGGACAGGAGCCCCAGAGACCUUUGCGCCGUCGGCGGGGAGUACUCUAGCCCGCUGGAAGACCCUGUAUCCCCCUCUGCUACCUCGCUGGAAGACGUGUACCUCCUCCCCGAGGCGUCCAGCUCGCCCAGCGGCGACAACUCGCCGGCGGACGCCCGCUGGGACGAGCCGGAAAGGGCGGGACGGGAGACGCGGGCGGUCGAAGGGCCGGCGCUCGACCCCGGCUCCAGAGGGCACCCGGAGGACGCUCGCUCGGUGCCUUCGGAAGCCGUCAUCGACCUGACGGACGACGGGUCUGCGUCCGAGGCUCCGGAGGAGAAGGCCAAGGACGGCGCUCGCUCCCCUCACUUGAACGGUAACGCUAGGCUGGCACAGAACAGCUUUGAGAAGAAGAAACUGCCCCCACGCUCUGGGAGGGGCACGAGGCUGGAGGCCAUCGUGAUGAAUAUUAAUCCCACCUGGUAUAAAGUGUCGGAAGCUGUGCGGCCCAGCAAGAAAAUCAAGGCUACGCAGGCCCAGAUGCAGACUGAGAUAAGUGCGUCUGAAGCUGUCGGCUCCUUAUCUGUAGGCCAGGAGGAAGUCGAGGAGAACGGCGCUCUCCCUCCAGAGAUCAAAAUCAAACUACACUCUGCACCCACACUGGAAAAGGGUAAAAAUAGCAUUCACAAAAGUACCGACAGUUACACAGAGUCUACCUCAGAUUUGGAACUUGCCAUUCCUCCUCAGCACACACACAACAGCUUCACUCCAAAAAGCCCACAGUCUGCGACAGACAAGGGGUCCCCAACUGAAGAAUCCCCGCCCGUAUCCGACCCAGAGCCCCCCUCAAUCGUCGAUGUGACGGGAGAUUCCUCACCAGCCAAAGCUGAGAAGAAAUCUCCCCCAAAGCAGAAGGCCAAGGCCUCGGCCAGCAAAGUGCCUCCUUCCAAGAGGAAAAGGCCAAAAUACAAUGCCUGCCAACCCUCCAUGUUCUCCCCGAAGGAGCCGGAGAUCAGGCUGAAGUACCUCCACUACAAGGAGGAGAAGAGGGACCUGAGGGCCAUGGACAGCUUCUCUCCCUUCAUCCAGGUGGAGCGAAAGCGGGUCCCGUCCACCUGCAUGGUCAUCAACUACCCAGAGGAGGACGCAGCCAGGCUGAAGAAGGGCCAUCAGCAGGCCAGCUCAGGGGGCUUCAUCCCUGGGGCCAUCCCCACCACCUCCUGCCUGCAGCCCGGCCGGGUCUCCACCCACAGCCCGUACCAGAACUCCCUGGUCUGCUGCCUGUGUGGUGGGUCAGCCAACGCCCUGGACCUGGGAGACCUCCAUGGACCCUAUUACCCAGAGGGCUACAGGCCCAGGGCCAAGACCCCCGCCAGCACAGGUGUGAAAGAGGAGGAGGAGGACAGCGACUCGGACUCGUCCUUCAGCAGGAGAGGGAGGAAGUGUGCUCGGCCACCGGGGGUGUGGACUCACCGCCCCGCCCCCCGACACAGUCAGGACAAGAGCCUGCUGGGGAGCCACCCCAGGUGGACCAGCUACACCGACCAUUCCAGCAGCCCUGCGGCCAAGCGGGCCAGGGCAGGGGCCGAGUCUCUGGAGGCGUCAGGGCCGGAGGCGGGGACCCUGGAGGGGGCUGGGCCUGGGGGCCGGGCGACGGAGGACUGGUACGCCCCCCCCGUGGUGCCUCUGGAACCGUGUGAGUACUGGCUGCACGAGGACUGCUGCGUCUGGUCUGCAGGCGUGUUCCUGGUGAAGGGGAAGGUGUACGGACUGGAGGAGGCAGUCAAGGUGGCUCAGGAGACGACCUGCUCUGGCUGCCAUAACCCAGGUGCCACGCUGGGCUGCUUCUUCAAAGGCUGCCCCAACAAAUAUCACUACAGAUGUGCCCUACAGUCAGACUGUGUGCUCAUCGAGGAGAACUUCUCUAUGAAGUGUAGAAAGCACAAGAACAAGUCAUUGAAAGGCCCCCCGGGGGGCAGGCGAGACGGCAGGUGACCUGCCCAGCCGGGACUCGCUUCCUGAUUCACACGACAUUCAACUGUGGCGUUCUCAAGACUUUGUCGCGGAAGCCCGGUAACCAUGGUGACAGCGGAACCCUGCCCUGCUGACUGACAGGCAGGCUCAGAUGGAAUGGAAAAAAACACCCACAAACCUUAACAAACCCUCUACUGGGAACACGCCGCUAGACAGCUGACUGGUCUGGUCCCGUCGCCCAGUGUCCAGACUGACCGGGACAGCCCAGGCCGGGACAGACCCAGUUCACUACUGGGAAGAGACUUUCACUUCUCUCAUAAUGGCAUAUCCAAACUGUGCCAUAACUUCGUAAUUAUUUAUGAGUUUGGGGGGGGGGGGGGGGGGGGAGGAGAGAUGGGGUUUUUUCUCUCCUCCUUUUGAAUGGAAUGAAUUGUAAAGCUUUGUAAGUAUGUCAUUUGACUUUGAUUAUUUAUUUCUGGGGGAAUCUCGUGGCGUUUUGGUUUGCAGUUAACCCAGAGCUUAACUCUUAUGUGUUCCGAAGACAUUGGUGAGGUCACUCCAUGCAGGGGAUUGUGGGAACGCUGUUAGCAUGGUGGCCGAGAGAGAGAGAGGAGGAGGAGAAACCAUCUCUAGUUCAGCUAACCUAUGGCUUGUCUGUGACCCUUCUGUAAACGCCACUUCACACAGCGCAGGGACCGUGACCUCGCCGGAGAGGGAGGCACGGGGCCGGGGGUGAGUUCAGGAAGUACGACUGACUUGCACUAAACAGUCGGCCGGUUAACUGUAUCGCGAUUUCGGAUCCCGAGGAGAAGAUAACGACAGUAUGGUUUCGUUUGUUCGUCUUGUGAAUGUACUUGCCCGCCCCUCCACCAAACGAGGGAUCGUGUAGGAGCAGGAAGCACUUUUGAGUGAUGCUUGGUGAAUGAAACUGCCAAGGACAGUACAAGGUGGUGCAGUAUUAUCUAUAUCGUGUUGGCUGGCCCUACUGUGUAUCCUGCUCAGAUUAUCAGUCAGAGAGGACCUGGCUCAUCUCACAGCUAUUUGUCACUGCUCGCACACAGACACAGUCUAACUGUGCAUGCAGACUAUCCGACAUACAGGCACGCAGUCAAACUGUGCAUUCAGACAGACAUACACGCCUUGAUUGUUUUCGGUUGGCUUACAGCACUUUGCACAUCUGCUUUUAUGCUUGAAUGUUUAGCCUGUAGACUGCAGACUGGAGUUCUGAGAAUGGUGUUCUCUUGUAGAUGCACCUCUGCAGAACCCUGGGUUCUCCUGUAGAAAACACCUCUGCAGAAUCCUGGGGUACCCUGUGGGAACACCUCUACAGAACCUGAUGUUCCCCUGUAGAAACACCUCGACGGAACCCCUGAAAUCUAUGUAUUGAACCCAGCUUGUCCUACUUGGACUCGACCAGACUGUUUAGAGAGACUAGGAGGGAUGGAGUCCAAUUCUUUCCAUUCAGAUACUUGGUUUGCUUUGUCUUCUAAGAUGCCCCGUCAGUCAUCUUUGUGGGUCUGAGGAAUCUCUCCCCCCCCCCCAACAAACUUUAUUUUCCUGUAACUUAUUUUGGACCUGUGACGCUAGUUGAUUUUUAUGUUUCAAUUUCAGUCUGUUCAAUACGUUAUUGAAUUACAUUUCUUACAUGGUUUGAUGUAAGCCAACACUCAUUACCUAUAACCACACUCGGUUGAGCUUUGCUGUAGGGCUUCUCAAAAAGAGCAUGUUUGUUCUUUGGAAACGACAGGAAAUGUCUUCUUCUGUUAUCUUUGCAAUUCACUCUUGUUACUAAUGUAAGAGAGAGAGAGGUCCUGGGAGCGGUGGAGUUGGUGUGUAGCUUAUUUAUAAAACAUGGUUUGACUUUGAGGCUCACAGCUUCUGGAUAAUAGUAUUUAUUGAUAUUUCUCAUCAGCUUUUAUCAACUUUUGCUGAUGAGAUCUGUUUACGUUUCCACAGGAACCUUCUCACAAGCCUUAUGACAACUACUAAAUAUCCAUUUCUUUCGUCGCCAGCUACGGUGCGCAGACAAAUCAGUUGAUGGUCAGGGCCUUCCUCCAGUCAAGCACGUGAUGGAAAGUUUGCUUCCCGCUGCAAACAUUUCCUCCUCCUCCUUCUGGGGUUGGACCCAGUAGUGUGUCCAGGGAAGGAGCGAUUGACAGUUCUGCUUUUUCAUUCAGGUUCUGCAGCCUAGGUCAACAGAGGGGGAUCGCGUGUUGUUGAUGUGCAUGGGUUUCUGCAUAACGCCACUAGGGGCGCUGUUGUGUUGUAUAAGAUCCGUGUCAACCUGUGGGGGUGGGCGGGUUGUCGCAGCCAGGGGUGGAAUGUUACAGAGAUCACACACACUCACACAGACACAACUCAUGGCUCUCCUCUGUGUCCGUGAGGCGGUGGAACCUUUUUGUUGUGCCAUCUGGUCUGUUUCUUUCUUGUUUCACGGUGAAACCGACAGUGUCUGAAUCAAACCAAGUCAAUUAAACGUAUGUUACGUCACCCCAGGCCCUAAAUGUCACUGCAAGUGUGUUCAGUUUAAUCAGCCAGAUGCAUUGUACCAAAUAUGUUUGUUUUUUUACAGUUGCAGAAUUUUGGGUUUCUUAUGUAUUGUUUCCAUGUAAAAAAAUAAUAAUUAUAAUCUCAGGGCUGACUGCUAUUCAAAUGAAUUGAUAAUUUUAUUGUUAUGAAUUUGUGUCUUUUUUUUUCUUUUUCUUUUUUUACGGAUCAUUAAAUGAAUCACCCAUUGACUGGAGUAAUGAUAAAAAGUAGCAGCUUUCGAGUGGUACAGCGCCAGAUGCUCCUCACAUUCCACCACCUCAGUUUGCGGGCUUGUCACUUUCGAUCACGACACAAGGCCUGCAAAGUCGUCUCAUAUUCUUCCUUGUUUUAACGGCGACCUUAGGCUACUGAUGUCAUUUUGUACUGUUUUUGUUUUCCUUUUCAUCUUCUUUUUUUUUUACCUCUAGACUGUCGAGGGGUGAUUGUGCAAAAAUAAAUAUUUUAUUGAACCCUG
This is a messenger RNA of Hypomesus transpacificus, 6019 nucleotides long. Its product is annotated as transcription factor 20. NCBI's taxonomy places the organism in Eukaryota, Metazoa, Chordata, Actinopteri, Osmeriformes, Osmeridae. Gene Ontology annotation, biological process: regulation of transcription by RNA polymerase II. The record is from RefSeq and is a predicted model, not a curated record. Gene Ontology annotation, cellular component: nucleus. The transcript is spliced from 6 exons. The coding region runs from base 229 to 3036 and encodes 935 amino acids.